ACUACAAGCAAAAUGGCGUGCGGAAGCAGCUGCUUAGUGAGAGGUUGCCUUGUGCUUAUUUUCUUUGCGACACAACAAGUUUCUUCAGAGACAUGCGCUCCAAUCGACAAGGACAUCAAUAUUCUGAAAGAUCAAAACUUUUGGACAUUUGAGGUGCCUCAUGUAGAGAAAGGAUGCAUACCUUUCAAACCACCAAUUUCUGGGGGAAAUGUCACCUCCACCUGUGUUUUCUAUUUUUCCCUUUGCCAUCCAGUUCCUAGUCUCUGCACUGAAAAUUGUGGAAUUUGUUUGACCAACAAGGUCUCUUUCUGGGGGCAUGACUACGAUAACAAGGCCCUUUAUACUAUGCCAAAAAAAACUGGUGGCUUUGACCCAAACAAAAAAGUUAACUUUGAUUCACAAUGGGAUUACUUCACCCUAAUUUAUGAACCAGGAGAGCUAACCAAUGCCUCAACACUUUCCUCCUUCCAAACUGAAAUCAUAUUCCAUUGUAACAAAAGUGCCGUAUGGAAAAGAUCUGAUGGUGAAAGUGGCAAUAACAGUGUCACAUAUCCUCCCAAAGUUACUGUCUCAAGUACAAAGAUUGGGGUAGUCAUGGUUAAGGUAGAGUUUGAGUAUAGUGGGGCUUGUACAAAAGGAAGUGGAGGAGGAGGAAAAGAUGACGAACCUUCAAAACCUCUGAGUGUUGGAUCAAUAAUGCUUAUUUUAUUCUUUCCUGGAGUAUUUUUGUAUUGUGUGGUGGGAGUGCUGGUAAAUAAAGGAGCAGGGAAAACAGGAAAGGAAAUGAUCCCGAACUCCAAAUUUUGGUCAGAUCUACCAGGAUUAAUAGCAGAUGGGUUUUCCUUUGUUCUUGCUAAGAUCACUUGUUCUCAGAUGACCACCUCACGACAGAGUUACAAUUCCAUGUAACCAGCCUAAUAUUUUAGGUCUUGACGCGUAUACAGUCUCUAUUUUUCCAGUAGGUUUUUUUCAUGACAUGCGGCUAGAUAGAACUUAGUAACUCCAGUAGUAAUUCAGUAAAAAGAAGCGGCUUAACUGAUAGUUGAGAUAAAGGCAAAAGAUAAUUAGUUAAUAUAACCCCUUACAUCCUAACAAUAGUAUGAAUUAGCUCCACACUGUUUUCCAUAUAAAUCCUAAAGUGCAGACAAGGAGAAUUUGUUUAGCAAUCAAGAGCUUCUUUAGUUGGUGACCAUUUCCUUUGUUUUCGUGUCCUGAAUGAGUGAUUCGGGGAUGAUAUUGUAAGGAGAAAUUAGAUGCUAAUCACACUCAGGGGAUAAGUGUGGCGGGUCCCCUCACUUUAUAGACAUAAUUUUACAGUCUGUAAACUAUUCUGACAAAGUGUGAAUGUUGAAGACGACUGAAGAAGCGGAACGCGAGGAGUAGCGGUGGUGGCCAGGAAGGGGGGGGGGGGGUAGGGUAGAAUUCAUCUCACCAAGCUCCCUUAGGGUACACUUCCUCAUCACGUGUUGUGCUCAUGGUGAAUGCUUGUAUUCGCUCUGCUUGUCUAAAAAAGAGGGAUAAGUGAACAGAGUGGAAACAAUUUUUGAGAUGCAGUAGAGGGAACGCCUUAUGGAAUUAGCUCUAAACUUUUGUCAGCUAAAAAGAUUUUAAACUAUUUUUCGAUGAUUUGUCAGAAACACGACUUUCCGUCCUUGUCGUAGCCAUUGAUAAAACAAAGCUGACGACUAUUUUUUGCUUAACCCUUUAACUCAUAAGAUCUAGUUGUUAGUUAUCCCAUCGAGCUGCUACACAUUUCCUUGUGAAUU
This is a messenger RNA of Pocillopora verrucosa, 1766 nucleotides long. RefSeq lists its product as uncharacterized. The record is from RefSeq and is a predicted model, not a curated record. Lineage: Eukaryota; Metazoa; Cnidaria; Anthozoa; Scleractinia; Pocilloporidae.